Megalopta genalis is the source of this 668-nucleotide messenger RNA. It is a transcript of the gene Obp7, whose product is annotated as odorant binding protein 7. Gene Ontology annotation, molecular function: odorant binding. The record is from RefSeq and is a predicted model, not a curated record. NCBI's taxonomy places the organism in Eukaryota, Metazoa, Arthropoda, Insecta, Hymenoptera, Halictidae.
ACGUAAAGCCGUAUCAUCGCAGUUCGUUCGGUCGGCGAAAUAUUCGCCGUGACACGGUGCCGCGCCGUUCCGUUUCACAGAAUUUCUGCGGAAUCGACACAAACCGAAUGAAAAUGAACAGCGUUCACAUUUUCGUCUUUCUCCUAUUCGCCAGCUGCGUAACCGUCCGAGGUUUCGAGGUGCAGCAUCUGGCCGACAUUUUAGGCAUACCGAAAAGCCAAUACGUCGAAUGCGUCGAGGGAAACGAUCUAGAUAAACCCGCUUUCAUUAGGAUCUCGCAGCUUUUGGGAGCCAAGGAGCUGAACGCGGAGGACCAGAAAUUGAUGAACAGGUUCAGUUGCUUCCUGGCUUGUAUUUUCACGAAGGGGAAAAUCAUGGACGAGGGUAAGAUUCAAUUCGACACUAUAUUGCAAUUGGCGGACGAAAACGACGUACCUCUCACCGCCGAGAUGAAGGAGAACCUGAACGUUUGCAUCGACGAAGCAAACAAGAAGUUGGACAACUGCGAAGCGUCUCUCGCCUUCUCCACGUGCGUUAAUGAUCGUUGGUUCCGAUACGGACAAUAAUUCCUCAAUGACUGAUAAGGGAGCCUCGGACAUCGCAACAACGCUGCAUCAUGUAUCGUGAAAUGACAACUUCAGCAUGAAUAAACCGAUCAUAAAAAUAUA